AUGGAUCGUAUUAUAUGUACUACAUUAAAUGAUUUUAGAGAAUCCUGGCCGGAUAUAGAUACUUCUGUAUGGGAUAUUUUAGCCGGAAGAAUUCGUGAAUUGCUUUUAUGCCCAGAAUGCCACGAACCUAUUUUCACCAAUCCGCAACAAAAAAAUAUUACUAUUCUUACAGAUAGACGCAUGAUUCAUAGUGUUUGUCUUGAAUGUCCUGCUACUAAAGCCGAAGAAAGGAAUGAUGUUUCUCAGAUAAAAGCUUCACAGGAUACUAAACCCUCUGAUAUGAUUGAAGCGCCUAUUAUAAAAGAACAAGAAGCCUUAGAACCUAUUUCUUAUCCGGAAAAUAGUACUUUACAUAAUAACUCACAAAAUGACCCGGGAUCGCGUUCUCGAAAAAACCACCCGCCCCUUGAAACCAGUUCCAUUGAGAAUGAUUUAAUAUCUGACUCUGAUAUCAAACAGCAAACUCAAGACAUUACUAAUUUGCAGGAUGUGUACUUGGAUUUACCUGGUACUUCUGAUAUCCCUUCGUCAGAAUCAUCCACAAGUUCGCAUCCUAUCUCUAAUAACCCUGUCUUAUCAGAACAAAAUGCUAAAAUAAAAGCACCUGAAAUAGAUAUACAGCCUUUGAUACAAGAAUUGCUUAUAGAACCUUCGGAAGAAGAUUGUGUUAAGGUUGUUAAUGUGGUGAAGAGUACUGCUGUUGAUCAAUCGCCUGCAAUCGAAUUAGCCUAUCUAUAUGAAAAAAUGAAAUUUGCUGAAAUUAGGACUAUACAAGCCAAACAAUAUGAAAUCAUGAGCUGUGAGAUUUUACCUGAAAUCCCAAAGAAGGGACUUAUUACGAAUAAAAAAGCCUAUGAACUUGCGAGUAGGCAGAUUUAUGAUAAAAUGCUACAAUAUCUUUCAGAAGUCUGUCGUGUAAACUUGCGCAAAAAAACCCAGUUAACUAAGCCUAUAUAUAUGUUGUUCAGCGAAAUUGGAGAAGAUUAUGCGAAUCAAAUCUUAUAG
Messenger RNA from Funneliformis mosseae, 1005 nucleotides. Lineage: Eukaryota; Fungi; Glomeromycota; Glomeromycetes; Glomerales; Glomeraceae. The record is from the annotation of a GenBank genome assembly.